AUGAUCAAACGUUUUGCGGCAGAAUUGGUUGAAGAGUCGAAAGUGUUGGCAGCAGCAGUGGCAGUAUUGGCAGUUAGUAACACAGUCAACACGGAAUAUUUUGCAACUUUCGAUAAAACAAAUAGUGAGUUGACAAAAACGUCUGGAGCGUAUGCAGUAACUCCACAACAGAACACUGUCAUCUAUAUUAACAAAACGGGCAACAAAGUCGGUAGUGACAUCCUAAGACGGAACAAUAUAAAUAUGUAUAGACAAACGUGUACGAAUCUGUUAGAGCAACCGCCGGAGAAGGUUAAGGAAUGGUUGAACGGUUUUGACGCGGUCAUCACCGAUUGCGAUGGUGUCCUCUGGGUAUACAGCAAUGUCAUAGAAGGCGCCGUCGACGCAAUGAAUCGCUUCAAAACGAUUGGCAAAAAGAUUUUCUUUUGCACCAAUAACUCAACGAAAACUCGCCAACAAUUGCUCGAGAAAUCACAUAGCAUGGGUUUUGAUAUCACCGCCGAGGGAAUGAUCUCCUCUGCGCAUUCAACGGCCGCAUACCUGAAAGCGCGCAAUUUCCAAAAAAAAGUUUAUGUGAUAGGCGCUGGCGGCAUAACAGGCGAACUUGACGCUGUGGGUAUCAAGCAUAGUGAAAUCGGGCCCGAUGUAAUGACAAGCACACUGGCCGAUUAUCUGGCGACAAGCUUUCGUAAGGAUCCCGAGAUUGGUGCUGUGGUUGUGGGCUUCGAUGAACAUUUCAGUUUCUGUAAAAUGAUCAAAGCCGCUUCGUAUCUCGAUAAUCCUGAAUGUUUGUUCAUUGCUACAAAUACGGAUGAACGUUUUCCUAUGCCUGGUAUGGUGAUACCCGGUUCAGGCAGUUUUGUGCGCGCAGUGCAGACAUGUGCCGAACGUGAGCCCUUCGUGAUUGGCAAGCCAAACCCGAGCAUUUGUGAAUGGUUGAUAAAUGAGGGUACCAUCGACCCAGCACGCACCCUAAUGAUUGGUGAUCGUUGCAACACUGAUAUACUUUUGGGCUAUAAUUGUGGUUUCCAAACGCUGCUUGUCGGCACUGGUAUACACAAGUUGAACGAUGUAGAAGCGUGGAAGAAUUCGGAUGAUCCUGAGCAAAAGAAGCUCAUACCCGAUGUGUUUCUACCGAAAUUGGGUGAUUUGCUGCCAUUUAUGUAGUGUUAGUUCUAGGCAGAACAGGGAUAACGAAAAAAAAAAAUAUAUAUAUAUAAAGCUGAAGCACACAAAAUUACAAUAAAUAUAUAAUUUUACUUUUACUUUUUGUUUCGUAAUCAUCUUAGCUUACUUUUUCUAAAUUAUAUUACUAAUCAUAAUAAAUUUGUAUACUUAAAAACUUUAAUAUAUUUACACGCAUACCAACGUAACUGUAUUGUAAAUUGAUGUUUUACAUUGCUGUCGUCCCACAACAUUCUUUUGUACAAAUAGUGUUAUGGAAGAUUAACUACAAAAACAAAACAAAAAAUAAAUAAAAAAAUAAAAAUUUUGUAAAAAGCUAUUUUGUAAAAUAACAAACAGGUAUAAAUAAA
Anastrepha ludens (Mexican fruit fly) is the source of this 1535-nucleotide messenger RNA. RefSeq names its product glycerol-3-phosphate phosphatase-like. Lineage: Eukaryota; Metazoa; Arthropoda; Insecta; Diptera; Tephritidae. The transcript is spliced from 4 exons. The record is from RefSeq and is a predicted model, not a curated record. The coding region runs from base 1 to 1167 and encodes 388 amino acids. Gene Ontology annotation, cellular component: cytoplasm. Gene Ontology annotation, molecular function: phosphatase activity.